Messenger RNA from Darwinula stevensoni, 2208 nucleotides. The record is from the annotation of a GenBank genome assembly. Lineage: Eukaryota; Metazoa; Arthropoda; Ostracoda; Podocopida; Darwinulidae.
CUUGCAUGCGAAAUACUACGGAAUAUCUACAGGAUUCUUGUCCGAAAUGACUUGCUGCGUGAAGUGUCCCUCAACGAAUAUAUGUCAUGGCCAAUUUGUUUCCCUGUUUAGGAUAUGCUUGAUCAUGAAGCCAUUCUUGUCUGAAUCUUAUUCAUCCCUUUUAUGGGAUACAAUUCUCUUCUGUGCGAGGGACGACUUAAAAUACAAUAUUCGAUGGGAGGCAUGGAAGUCUGUUAAACCGAUGCAAGCGAAUUUCACAUGUGCUCCACUUAACAGAAAAUGAAAUCGACUGGCACAAUAGAUUCCAUAUCAGUCAUUUUCCCCAAGAAUCGAAAGUCGAUGGAUGUUCUGAAGUGCCUGGGCGGAGCAGCUCCGUUCCGCAAUGUCGAUGGACAGACAGGUAUUGAGCAUGGUUAUCUUUUAGAAUAGUGACAUAUCUCAAUGAAUGAAUUCAUGCGAAUUCGAAUCGGCGAGGGCUCACACGAAGAUCUUUCAUAAAUUCUCGAUAGAAAAUUACAUUGGUCAACAUCUUUUAAAGAGUUCAUUCGCACAUUGCAGGUCGCUCCAGGAAGUAUGAUCCCUCGGAAAACACUUAUGUAUAAGCGGUAAAGGAAGGGACUUCGUUGAAACCGAUUGAAAUACCCAAAAGUAACUUGGACCCUGGUGAAGCAGAUGCGCCUGGAGCUGCGUAAGAGCAAUCCCGACGUCGAUCGACUUCCCUCAUGCGAGACGACUGAUCCUGCCAAAUAAUUUAAAUUUAAGAACUCUGCCAGGGUAGAACUUCACGGAUUCGAUGGAUGCAUUGGAUAAGCUCCGCGCCGUGGUGUGGAAGGAGGAGUUUUGGUUGCCGAGGAAUGUGACAUGGAAUGACAUGAAGUCACAACCGGGAAGGCCGAUGCCGGAAUACCAGGAUCUGCUCUACGUCCUUCCCAUCACAGCCACUUUCGUCCUCUUUCGGGUCUUCCUAGAAUCGUUCAUCAUGGAACCCCUGGCUAGAGCAAAGGUAGAACAGGUCGGUGCCUUCCGCCAGUAUGGGAUGGUGAAGGGCGAUGGACACGUUCACACCGGAACUCCAACUGCAGACAGAAAUGUGAUCCAAAAGAAAAAGGAUGACCUCAUGAGAGAGAAGGCACUUCUCGAAGUCCGGAAAAUUAGGGAGACUGGCUAUAAGUCCGUGCUACACAGCAUUCUCUUCCUGUACGGGAUAUGGACGAUGGCGGACAAGCCAUGGCUGAGGAACACACGGCUGUGCUUCGUGAACGUCCCGUUUCACGGGGUACCAUGGGAUGUGUGGUGGUAUUACAUACUGCUGCUGGCAUUCUACGUGACCCAGUUAGUCAUGUUGCCGUUCGACGUGAAGAGGAAUGACUACCUUGCGCAGACAACCCACCACGUGGUCACCAUCGGUCUCAUGGUGGGAUCCUGGAUCAGCAAUGCCACCAGGAUUGGAUCCAUCGUGCUUAUCGUCCACGAGUGCGCUGAUGUCAUGCUUCAGUGCGGGAAACUACUGAAAUAUUUCAAGAAACCUGAUCCGAACGACAUCGUCGGAAAGGUCUUCGUGAUCUUCUCAGCAACUUGGAUCCUAACCAGAGUCAUCUAUUUCCCAGUAUUCAUCAGCAUCCCAACCACUGAAGCUGUUCUGGAUCCAGACCGACUUGGAGGCUGCUUCAUCUUCAAGGCCCUCGCCGUACUGCUUUGGAUCCUGUUCAUUCUUCAUCUCUACUGGACUACCUUGCUCAUUCGAGCGAUUUACAAUAUUACCUUCAAAAAGAAGAAACUGCACGACAACCGGAGUGGAGACGAAGAAUCCGACGAAGACGACGUCGAUGAAAAGAAAUCAAAAUAAGAUUCGCGGCAAUCCCUUUGAAUCGUUACAAUUGUUUGAUGAACUUAUGCAAAUGUUGUAAGCUUGAAAAUCUACAACGGUUUAAGCACCGACGGGUAAUCCGAGCUCAAUCACUGUUAGAAACCUCAUGAUGCAAUUGAUGGAUUGAUCAUUGAUGUGCUUCAAAACAUGCCUGUUGCAUUAAAGUACUUUUUAAGAUAAAUAGUCCGAUGUUACACCUGAUACCCGCAAGAAAUCACCUUCCCAUUAGGGCACAGACAGAGAAAAUAUUCAUGUAGAUGAGUCGAGCUUGAAGAAAUUCGAAACAUGUCGUCAUAUUUCUCCUGCAUUUCUCUCUCUGUGACAAACAAUCCAAGCGUCCC